CCGUCAGCUGCAGUGAAAAUGGCCUCAGGAGUGCAAGUGGCUGAUGAAGUAUGUCACAUUUUUUAUGACAUGAAAGUUCGGAAGUACUCCACGCCAGAAGAAAUCAAGAAAAGAAAGAAGGCUGUCAUUUUUUUUCUCAGUGCAGACAAAAAGUGCAUCAUUGUUGAAGAAGGCAAAGAGAUCUUGGUUGGAAAUGUUGGUGUUACCAUAACCGAUCCUUUCAAGCAUUUUGUGGGAAUGCUUCCUGAAAAAGAUUGUCAUUAUGCUUUGUAUGAUGCAAGCUUUGAAACCAAGGAAUCCAGAAAAGAAGAAUUGAUGUUUUUGUGGGCACCAGAAUUGGCACCUCUGAAAAGUAAAAUGAUCUAUGCAAGCUCCAAGGAUGCAAUCAAAAAGAAAUUCCAAGGCAUAAAACAUGAAUGUCAAGCAAAUGGGCCAGAAGACCUCAAUCAGGCUUGUAUUGCUGAAAAGCUAGGUGGAUCUUUAAUUGUAGCUUUUGAAGGAUGCCCUGUGUAGGUGAUCAUUCAGUGCCACAAAUUGAAAGCUUCCAUGUUCAAUGUUAUCCUCUUGCUAUGUAAGGAAAGUGAAUAUAUUUAGGCCAGGGUCUCACUGAGG
Messenger RNA from Ictidomys tridecemlineatus (thirteen-lined ground squirrel), 612 nucleotides. NCBI's taxonomy places the organism in Eukaryota, Metazoa, Chordata, Mammalia, Rodentia, Sciuridae. The record is from RefSeq and is a predicted model, not a curated record.